Molecule: messenger RNA, 3501 nt
Organism: Corythoichthys intestinalis (scribbled pipefish)
Lineage: Eukaryota; Metazoa; Chordata; Actinopteri; Syngnathiformes; Syngnathidae
Gene: znf277
Product: zinc finger protein 277
Exons: 12
Coding region: 116-1588 (490 amino acids)
Source: RefSeq, a predicted model, not a curated record
UCAUUUGAAUCUUUUGGAGAUUUAUUCGAAAAAGGUUAACGUAUAAAUCGGGUUGUACCUUACUAUGUAUUUAGCUGCCAAAGCCCAUAAGCGAUACAAUACAGUCAUAACCUAAAUGCAAACCAGUUGGCAAAUUCUCAUAAGUGUCAGCCCAGUUUUCUUCAGCAAGAUCAUACAUACGUGCAUACAUGAAGAAGCAGUUGCACAGCCGUGGCCAAAAGUACACAUCCUGUGCCUUCCCUCCACCAUUAGCUUCUUGCUUUGUCUUACAACAGGUGUUGACCACAUCCUGGAGCCGCUGUGUUUCCCAGAGCAGUUCCGUGCUCCUUAUUCCGGUCAACCCGGCAAUCCAGAUUCCAGUAACCCCGGAUCGUAUUGUGGCAGCACAGACACCCUUUCGUGUCUCUUCUGCUCAGAGUCGCUUCCGGUCACGCACAGGGAUAUUUUCCUCAAACAUCUUCUGCUGCAGCACAAGUUGGUCAUUGCUGAUGUCCGACUUGUCGCAGACCUCCCAAAGUAUCUGCUGUACUGGAAAGGCCGAUUCCUGGAGCAGCCCGUCACUGAUUUCUGUAGUGAGAUCAAGACCAACUCCACCGGGCCUGUUGAAAAACAAGAGCGUUAUUUCCUGCUGUGCGAUGUCCUUCCGGAAGACCGCGCCCUUCGGGAGAAGCUCCAGCAGAAACGUCUGGAGGAGGUGCUGGAGCAGCAGCAAAAAGAGCGAGAAGACUGCAGCUUCCGUCGCGUGUGCAUGUUCUGCAAUGACGAGUUCACGGGAAACAGGUCCAAGCUUCUGAACCACAUGGCUCACGAGCACGCGUUCAACAUCGGGCUUCCCGACAACAUCGUCUACUGUAACGAGCUUCUGGACACGCUGCAGAGCAAAGUGGACAACCUGCAGUGUUUGUACUGCGAGAAGACAUUCAAGGACAAAAUGACGCUGAAGGAUCACAUGAGGAAAAAAGCACAUCGCCGAAUCAACGCCAGCAAUAGACAAUAUGAUCAAUUCUACAUAAUCAACUACCUGGAGCUGGGAAAGACCUGGGAGGAAGUGCAAAGCGAAGAUGACCGUGAGCUGGUGGAUGACAAAGACGAUGACUGGUCCGAUUGGCGUGCUUGUCCCAUUUCUGCCGUCUGUUUGUUUUGCGAUCAUCAGCAUGACACCAUGGAUGACAUCUACGCCCACAUGAAGGAAGCGCAUGGCUUUGAUCUCCAACAUCUGAAGGCACAUCUCAACUUGAGGUUCUACCAGCAGGUAAAGCUGGUUAACUUCAUCCGGCGUCAGAUCCAUCAAAACCGCUGUUAUUCCUGUCAAGACAAGUUCCGCUGCAGAGAAGAUGUUAUGAGACAUCUGCAGGACGAACGUCACACGAUGGCUCUGCCACCUAUCGCAACCUGGAACCAACCUCAGUACUACUUCCCUACCUACGAGAAUGACGCACUGCUGUGCGCACUGCCCGACAGUGAUGGCGAGGAGAGCGACGGGCGAGCGGGAGAAGACAGCGUCCCUGUCAUUGCCGAGGAUGUGUUGGAUGCCAGGCUCAUCAAGGAGAACAGCGUCCUCAAGAAUCUGCUCCGAAAGACCACUUGAAUCACUUUUCUUCACCUGCACCACCGCAUCUGACUUUUUGGCACUCAUUGAUGACAUCUUCACCAUGUCUCGUCUAUAUUCAUGUUGAAUAAUUUGUUUUGUAUUUGUCAAGUCACUGUGCAUGUUUUUUUUGCAUAAACAAUUUUCCCCAAUUAAUGCAAUCAAAGAUUUUGCACCAUCUGUCAAACACAUAAACGUUAUUUUGAGCCUUUUAUCGUUUGUAAAAAUUUAUUUGAAUCGACUUGGACAUGUCAGUGCCAUGCUUGUUUGAGAAUACAAAGUGGUUGUCAGUUCAUGUAGCCUUAAGCAAAUUAAAGCAUCAACCAAAGCAUUUCUAAUACUUUGAAUGGAAUGUGGCCAUGGGCCAAAGUUGAUGCUUUGCAGUGUUUGUCUUUACUGAAUGAAUAAUGGCGGCAUGAUGGAUACAGUGGGGCAAAUAAGUAUUUAGUCAACUACCAAUUGUGCAAGUUCUCCUACUUGAAAAGAUUAGAGAGGCCUGUAAUUGUCAACAUGGGUUAACCUCAACCAUGAGAGACAGAAUGUGAAAAAAAGAUCCCAUUGUUUGAUUUUUAAAUAAUUUAUUUCCAAAUUAGAAUGGAAAAUAAGUAUUUGGUCACCUACAAACAAGCGAGAUUUCUGGCUGUCAAAGAGGUCUAACUUCUAACGAGGUCUAACGAGGCUUCACUCGUUACCUGUAUUAAUGGCACCUGUUUUAACUCAUUAUCGGUAUAAAAGACACCUGUCCACAACCUCAGCUUGUCACACUCCAAACUCCACUAUGGCCAAGACCAAAGAGCUGUCGAAGGACACCAGAGACUAAAUUGUAGGCCUGCACCAGGCUGGGAAGACUGAAUCUGCAAUAGGUAAAACGCUUGGUGUAAAGAAAUCAACUGUGGGAGCAAUUAUUAGAAAAUGGAAGACAUACAAGACCACUGAUACUCUCCCUUGAUCUGGGGCUCCAUGCAAGAUCUCACUUCGUGGCGUCAAAAUGAUAACAAGAACAGUGAGCAAAAAUCCCAGAACCACACGGGCGGACCUAGUUAAUGACCUACAGAGAGCUUGGACCACAGUACCAAAGGCUACUAUCAAUAACACAAGGCGCCGCCAGGGUCUGAAAUCCUGCACUGACAGAUGUGUCCCCCUGCUGAAGCCAGUACACGUCCAGGCCCGUCUGCGGUUCGCUAGAGAGCAUUUGGAUGAUCCAGAAGAGGACUGGGAGAAUGUGUUAAGGUCAGAUGAAACCAAAAUAGAACUUUUUGGUAGAAACAGAUUCUCGUGUUUGUAGGAGAAAGAAUACUUAAUUGCAUCCAAAGAACACCAUACCCACUGUGAAGCAUGGGGGUGGAAACAUCAUGCUUUGGGGCUGUUUUUCUGCAACGGGACCAUGACGAUUGAUCUGUGUAAAGGAUGAAUGGGGCCAUGUAUCGAGAGAUUUUGAGUGAAAAUCUCCUUCCAUCAGCAAGGGCAUUGAAGAUGAGACGUGGCCGGGUCUUUCAGCAUGACAAUGAUCCCAAACACACAGCCAGGGCAACAAAGGAGUGGCUUCGUAAGAAGCAUUUCAAGGUCCUGGAGUGGCCUAGCCAAUCCAGAUCUCAACCCCAUAGAAAAUCUGUGGAAGGAGUUGAAAGUCCGUGUUGCCCAGCGACAGCCCCAAAACAUCACUGCUCUGGAAGAGAUCUGCAUGGAGGAAUGGGCCAAAAUACCAGCAACAGUGAAAAGCUUGUAAAUAGUUACAGAAAACUUUUGGCCUCUGUUCUUGCCAACGUAGGGUACAUGGUAUAUGGUGUUAUACUUAUAUAGCGCUUUUCCACCUUUCAAGGAACAAAGUAUUGAGAUGAACUUUUGGUAUUGACCAAAUACUUAUUUUCUACCAAGAUUUGCAAAUAAAUUCUUGAAAAAUCAAACAAUGUGAU